Molecule: messenger RNA, 4258 nt
Organism: Schizosaccharomyces octosporus yFS286
Lineage: Eukaryota; Fungi; Ascomycota; Schizosaccharomycetes; Schizosaccharomycetales; Schizosaccharomycetaceae
Product: RNA-binding protein Puf3
Exons: 1
Coding region: 1787-3934 (715 amino acids)
Biological process (GO): nuclear-transcribed mRNA catabolic process, deadenylation-dependent decay
Cellular component (GO): cytoplasm
Molecular function (GO): mRNA 3'-UTR binding
Source: RefSeq, a predicted model, not a curated record
GAAAGGACAGCGUUUGUGCAAUUUGUUUGGUUGUGGAUGUUGUUCUUUCUCAAAAACAUUCAUAAUAUAUUUCUUUUUAAAUCUCUACAUGGUUUUUCAUUUCCUACUGCUACAGUUGAGUGUCUCGUCCUCGAUAAAUAUGAACCUAUCAAACCUUUUUGACUUAAAAGCUGGACGUUUCCUCUAUUUUAAAUCUUGUAGACGAAACCUUAUUAACUUUAUUAAAGUGCAUAACUCACCCUUGUCUGAUAAAAUUGUUCGUUUCGGACUCUUUGAAACCAACCUUCUCUUUUGUACUCCUUGUUCUUCAGUCUCUUUGUUUUACUUUGAGUAUUACUUACGAAGACAUAUAGCCUCAAAUUCGAUUUCAGACAAUACAUAUUCUUUGUCUUUGGGUUUUUUGUUGGCAUAAACUCUUAAUUGUUUAUGGGGUUGAUUAUCCAUAGUUGGGUCAAUCGUUUGCCAUUCUUUCAUGAAAGCAAUUUCCAGAGAAUGAACGAUUUCAAGUACGUCCACUUUAAAGACAUCAAUCAAUCUUUAAAUAUACUAGGUGAAAACUUAACUAUACUAAGCCAAACUAAACGAUACAUCCGUUUCCUCAAAAUCUAGUAUUGGUCACUCAACUAUUGAUACGAUCAUGAAUUCGAAACUUCCAAAUUAUAGUAUGAUCGUGUAACGUGUGAGAGUGAGAGUGCUUUACGCUAGUUUUACAUGUGACAUAUUCCUGUUUCCUCUUGUCACUCCUUUAUUCGAUGAAAGUUCUAUAAUUCCAGUUUGUAGGGGCGUUUCGAAUCUCGUUAUUUAAUGGAAAUGAUAUUGUCUGACUUCAUAAAAAGAGAAAAAUUUUGUUAGUUUUUUUCAAGGGUUUAAAAAAACAGGUAAAUUUAUUUACAAAAGUCUUGAAUUCGGUAAUAUUUGUACAAUUUUACCGUUUCAAAAUGGCAUGACAUAAACGGCUUGUAGGUGUACCCUCCCUUGUCGAGAACCAUUUUAGUGAGGAAGCUCCAUAUUUUCUUAGUUCAGUUUCUACAUUUCCUCCAUCCUCUUCCUUUUGCCUAUUUCCUUCAGCUAAGUGAAUCAUAGUUAAAGGAAGCUAUAUCCUCUUUAUUCCAAAGGAAUUAUUCUAAAUACAACUCUGUUAAAUCACUGCUACUUACUUGACCCUACGUCCCGUUUAAAAAAAAAAAAAAAGGAAUUCGUUGGCUUGAAAGAGCUAAGAGGAUUAAACAAAUUCUAUAACUGUUUUCAUUUCUAUUAGUUUGGUAUAUAAUCAUUUUUUGACUGGUUCGAUUUGUAGAAGGAAGUUGAAUAUUGGAUGCUUGAAUUGUUUAUGUGGAAUUGAGUUUCUUCCAUACCUCAAUUUGUCUUGCAGUUUCUAUCGUUUAUUCCUACAAUUGGAUGUUUUUUGUUUGAUUUAUCAUUGUUGAAGGUACUAUUUUUUGAUAUCCGCGGUACUUUCCAGCUAGGCUAAUUUUAUCAGCAUCAAGCCCGACUGUUUAUACAAACGCCAAAGCUUGUGAAUUAUUUUCUUUUCUUCUCUAUUAAGUUGUAUGAUAUUUCUUUUUCCCAUUCUUUUUCUUUAACCCGUUAUUGAGUGUCAUUUUACUUUUACUUAACGCAACUUUUUUUCCUUAAUAUUUUUAUCCUAACGACCAUUUCUUUCUGAUUGUUUCUCUUCUUCUUAUUCCUCUUUUGAUCUUUUCUGUUUCUCAUCUUUCUUUCUUACUACCUAUUUUUUUUGUUGUCUAUUGUCUUCUAUUUGUCUCUAUUGCCAGUUUAAAUAACCAUGUAUGCUACUGUGAAAUCAAACGCAAAACUUUCUGAUGGAUUAAAUGAAAACGUCCCUUUUCAGUUUUCUUCCGGAUAUGCGGAUGGCCGUCCAAGCCUUAUUUCAAGUGGAUCUCCUCGUGAAAACAAACUUCCUUCAUUGUCACCAUAUUCCCAAUCUUCUGGAAGUGAUGAUCACUCCGACCACUCUACAUCGUUUUUUAAUCCAUUUCCAUCUUUCCAGAAGUUGUCUUUGAAUCAAGACAUAACAGACGGGGGAUCUCUGAACAAUUCUCACUCUUUCCGCAACAAACACCUGCCGAAACCGCCUCUUUCUUCUUUAACAAAUUUACAGGACCCCGUGUUUUCUAACUAUUUCGGUGGCGUUGAACCCCCGUUUCACUCCAAAAGCUUUGUUGAUUCGAAUAGCAGAUGCAAUGCACUUAGUCAAGAUGCUACUACUCCCUCUAAGGUCAAUAUGUACGGUCAGCUUGGUUCUGAUUCUGCUAUUCGUUUUCCGCAUUCAUUACAAAACUCCGUUCCGCCUUUACAGACAGAUUUCGGCAGAACCCUCUCCACCGGUAUUUCUCACACACCUUCAAGCGGGAUUUUACCCCGCCAUACUCGAGCUCACUCUGAUUUUUGGAAGCCUGUUAAUCGACGGGCUGUCCGUCAUAUGUCGCACUCUUCCGUCGGCGAUAUGACAAGUAUCACGCAAGCAGCUCCGUUAGGUACCUUGCCAAAUUAUAAAGAAAAUCUGGAUGCGAACUUUCUUUCUCCUCCUAGCAAGGUUAACGAGCGGAAUUCGAUUUCUGUUACAUCCCCGACUCUUGCUUCUGACAUUUCACCAACUGCGAAGUCCGAUCGUACUUGUGUACCUUUUGUUUCGAGUCAGUCGUUCUUCCCCAUCCCUAAUUCAUCGGUAAAACGAAAUGUAUCGGAUUCUGCAAGACCUUAUGUAAGUGUGAGCCCAGAUUUUUCCCCAGCAGAUGGUUUCGGUAGUAUUUCAUUUGAUGGUAACCCAACUCCUUAUUCAACCUUGAGUGUUGAGGAUCAGUUUCCUAAGGAGAAUCAUGGAUCUGCCUAUAUCUCACAUUCAAAGUUGCUGCAAAUCUUUCAUAAUAACAAAAAGAAGCGUUUUGAACUUUCUGAUAUAUUAGGGAACGUUGUUCUUUUCAGCAGUGACCAAUAUGGUUCAAGGUUUAUACAGCAAAAGUUGGCAACUUGUACUGAAGAAGAAAAAGAGGCUGUUUUCGAAGAGAUUGUUUCUGAUAACUGUUUACAACUUAUGAUGGACAUUUUUGGGAAUUACGUUAUUCAGAAAUUUCUGGAGUACGGAAAUGCUGAACAAAAGCAGCUUUUAGUUUCUAAAAUUAAGGGCCACACGUUUAUUUUAGCCGUUCAUAUGUACGGUUGUCGUGUCGUACAGAAGGCUAUAGAACACAUUUCGGCAGAACAACAAAUUGAAAUUAUUAGUGAACUUGAUAGCCAUGUUUUGGAAUGCGUUUGUGAUCAAAACGGAAAUCAUGUUAUUCAAAAAUCUAUUGAAUGCAUAGACUCGGAAAGACUUGAUUUUAUUUUUGAUGCUUUACGACCUCAAAUACACGUGUUGUCUGCUCAUCCUUAUGGCUGUCGAGUAAUUCAACGAAUUAUUGAAAAGUUUACAUAUAAACGACAACUUAUUAUCAAGGAUCUUCUCCCUUAUUCUUUACAAUUGACCCAAGGUCAGUAUGGCAACUAUGUUGUGCAGCACAUACUGAAAGAAGGUUCUGAGAAGGACAAGAAAUUUGUGUUUAACUUAAUAGCUAAAAAUCUGCUAUAUUUGAGUUGUCAUAAAUUUGCAUCAAAUGUUGUUGAAAGAUGUAUCUCUUACAUCUCCGAGGAUGAUCGUGCCUAUAUCAUCCAGAAGACACUGACCGAGAAAGUUGACAAUGUUAGCAUUUUAAUGUUGAUGAUGAAGGACAAGUACGCGAACUACGUGGUUCAAAAGCUUUUGGAGGCUUCUAACGAUAAAGAGCGGGAUUUGCUUAUCUCAUAUAUAUAUCCACAUAUUGCAACUCUUAAAAAAUACACUUAUGGUAAACAUCUAAUUAUGUCUGUUGAACGAUAUCGCCAGAAAGCGCGUAUUGAUAAUUCAAAGGAGUUAAAACAUGAGAGAAGCAGCUAAUAUCGAGAGGCGUGUGAAUAUGAACGAUUUCGGUUUCUUUACGUUUGUUCGGAAGCAUUUUGUAUAUAAGUUAAAGGAUUUUUGUAUUUAAACGACAUUUAUGAUACCUCUGCUACGAUAUUAUGGAUUUGGCUUAUUUACGAGAACAUAACUAUGGUUAUCACCACGAAUACUCUUUAUUUCAUGUGUUUAUAUCACAAUUUUUUUAGCAUCAUAUGACGACGCCGCAUCCAACUCCGAUAUUUCAUGGAUUCUUGCCUUAUAUACGAUUACGAACAUUAAUUUUUUAGACAAAAUGAAUUGACUAUAGUAUCGAAUUUUUUC